Miscanthus lutarioriparius is the source of this 528-nucleotide messenger RNA. NCBI's taxonomy places the organism in Eukaryota, Viridiplantae, Streptophyta, Magnoliopsida, Poales, Poaceae. The record is from the annotation of a GenBank genome assembly.
AUGGCAGAUCCACCUCUGGACAUCUCCCUCGCUUCCCAAUUCUGCAUCACCACGCAGGCCACUGACCACGACAUCACCGGCUCCGUCUUCGGCAAGCCAGCGACAACGACCACAGCAAUGGCAUCCGCCUCUACCUCGUCGACCUCUAUGCUGCCCCAUGAGGUCGCCCCCACCAUAUCCAUCGAGACCACAGAACACCUUUGGGAGACGCACGCCAGGUGUUCGAUGUCGUGUCGCGACCCGGACGCCAAGGUCGUCGACGGCGGCUUUGCCACGCAGUUGGAGGUGCUCGGCGCCGACAUCAACGACCCGCUCGAGAGCGCCGCUUGCCUCAUCACCAGGCCGCACCUCGUCAAGGAGGUUCAUAUCCAGUAUCUUGAAGCAGAAGAUUUACUGCGAACAAGUGUAAAACUGGCCGUUGAUGCUCGCGAUGAAUUCUGGAAGUCAGCACUUAGGAAGUCCAAGCCUAUCCACAACUGUGCUCUGGUUGCGGCAUCCACUAGGAGCUCUAUGCACAGCAGUGUUUAG